Molecule: messenger RNA, 1297 nt
Organism: Xenopus laevis (African clawed frog)
Lineage: Eukaryota; Metazoa; Chordata; Amphibia; Anura; Pipidae
Product: stress response protein NST1-like
Exons: 4
Coding region: 44-1297 (417 amino acids)
Source: RefSeq, a predicted model, not a curated record
GAUAGAGCAGUUGAGGGAUCACCUUCUCAGGGACAGUUCAGCUAUGGAAUAUAACCAGCUCCAAGACUAUGUUCUAGAGUUCAGCCUAGAUAAUUGUCCUCGGGGGAACCAGGGCUACAACCGGGUCCUACUGCAGCUGUUUGGCUUCACAGGGCACGGCAAGUCUGCCCUCAUCAACUCACUUCUAUAUGUUCUGCAAGCUGGGAAAUAUAAAAUACAUGCUAAAUCAGGGAUGACCCCAAGUGGGGGUGCUGUAACUAUGGAGAGAAGAGCCUAUGAAAUCACACCCACCAUCACAGUUGUGGAUAACAGAGGACUUGUGAGAAUGACUGACUAUGAGAUGAGAAUGAUUUACGCACAGUUGGGUAACUUUGUACCCCUGAAUAAGAAGGUGGAAUGGAGAGGCAAUUAUGAAGAGUUUAUGUCCCAGCUAGAGGAUUCCGAGCUGGACCCAAAUUACACAGACUUUAUAGUUCCCGUGUUUAUCUAUAAAGUGCUGUACACAUUGCCAGAGCAGGAGAAGUCACAGAUGAAGGCGUUUUUUAAAAACUGCAGAGACCUGACAGGUGUUUUUCCAAUCGUUGUCCUCACCUACAAAACAAGUGGGAAUUAUUUUGAGGUUGAAAAGAUGUUUAAAUGUUUGGGUGCAGAGGUGGUAGUGGCAGUGGAGAACUACUCUGAAGAGGAUCAGACACAGACACAAGGGAGAAAUACAGAUUUCCUUAGCCUCCUUAAAUAUGCUUUGGAUGAUGUCAGAUUCCGAAUGGUGCACCCAAGGAACCCGAAGGAAGAACGUAUACAGAGAAAGAAAUUCCUGCACAUAUAUAGUCAUAAUACUUACAUGGAAGAGAAAUCAAAGAAAGAAAGAUUUAUGGCUAGGAAAAGAAUGGAGGAUAGGAAAAGAUUUUUUGCUAGGAAAAGAGAGGAGGCUAUAAGAAAAAGGGAAGCUAGGAGGAGAGAAGAGGAGUCUAGGGAAAGAGAGGAGGCUAGGAGGAGAACAGAAGAGGCUAAGAGGAGAGCAGAGGAGGCUAGAGCAAUAGAGGAGGCCAGGAGAAGAGCAGAGGAGGCUAGAGCAAUAGAGGAGGCCAGGAGGAGAGCAGAGGAGGCUAUGAGAAGAGAGGAGGAAUCAAGGAGAGCAGAGGAGGCCAGAGAAGGAGAGGAGGCUAGGAGAAGAGAGCAGGCUAGGAGAAGAGAGGCGGCAUCAAGGAGAGCAGAGGAGGUCAGAGAAAGAGAGAGGGUUAGGAUGAGAGCUGAGGAGCAUAGAAGGAAGACUGAGGGAAGCUGCUUUAUUCAGUGA